AUGAUCUGUGCUGAUCGGAACAUUCGUCGGAUAUUUCUGAUUCUUGCGGCAUACAUCGCGGAUCACCCUGAGCAAUGUCUCAUUGCAUGCUGUAAAGAAAACCACUGCCCCCAUUGUGUUGUAAGACCAAAUCAACGAGGAGACCACCAUCACUCACCUCUCCGAAAUGUUGAUGAGACUCGCACAACUCUCAGACACCAUCAAAACGGAGAAGACCCUCACCUCUUUGAAGAUCAAGGCCUUCAUGCAAUCCAUUAUCCUUUCUGGGCGUAUCUCCCACACACUGAUAUCUUUUCAUGCAUCACUCCCGAUGAGCCCCUUCAGUGA
This is a messenger RNA of Suillus plorans, 327 nucleotides long. RefSeq lists its product as uncharacterized. NCBI's taxonomy places the organism in Eukaryota, Fungi, Basidiomycota, Agaricomycetes, Boletales, Suillaceae. The transcript has a single exon. The record is from RefSeq and is a predicted model, not a curated record. The coding region runs from base 1 to 327 and encodes 108 amino acids.